CAAUUGUCAAAAGCAAACAAAGUUUAAUUGCUGAACAACAAAAUCAAAUCAGAGAAAAUAAUCUUUUGCUUGGUCAAUUAGGUAGUGUAGGAUUGUUUGUCCAACUUAAUCGAUACCAAUUUUUGGCUAA
Molecule: messenger RNA, 130 nt
Organism: Funneliformis geosporum
Lineage: Eukaryota; Fungi; Glomeromycota; Glomeromycetes; Glomerales; Glomeraceae
Source: the annotation of a GenBank genome assembly